Molecule: messenger RNA, 1800 nt
Organism: Carassius auratus (goldfish)
Lineage: Eukaryota; Metazoa; Chordata; Actinopteri; Cypriniformes; Cyprinidae
Product: dapper homolog 3-like
Exons: 4
Coding region: 139-1626 (495 amino acids)
Biological process (GO): negative regulation of canonical Wnt signaling pathway
Cellular component (GO): cytoplasm
Source: RefSeq, a predicted model, not a curated record
CCGGAGUCCAGCCGCGGUCUGCGAGGACCGGAGCCGUUAACUCUCUCAAACUGACGGGGUUUGAUCAUGGACACCGCGGUAACUUCGUUAGAAACGGCUGUCGGUGUGGUUUAACGCGAAGUACUCUGUAGUUCGGUAAUGAUGUUCCGUGUGUUCUCGCUGGCGGCGGAGCGCGGGAGACAGAAGCGGCGGCUCGAGCUCAGUCUCGCGGAGAUCUGUGAGCUCGAGCUGCUCAAGCGACGGCACGAGGCGAUGGUGGCCGGUGCGCUCGCGCUGCACUCUCCCGAACCCGAACCGGAACCCGAACCCGAGCCGAAGACAGCCGAGCGGACGAGCGACGACCCGAGCCCUCCGGACGGCUCGUGGAUUCUGAUCAACAUCUUGCAGCAUCAGGUGGGAGAGCUGAAGGUGGACUCGGACAGCAGCUCAGUGGAGCCCCCUACUGACCUCUCAGGCUUCCCUGAGCAGGCUGAAGGUCUGUCUCUUGUCGAUGUGUCUGACUCUUCUGGUCUCGGUGAGAUCUGCUCCGUCCGGCUUUCUGAGAGACCCAAGUCUGUUGGAGAUGUAUUGGUCAGCCGUGAGCUGAACGCUCGCGCCGCGGUUCCCCGCUCUUUCUCCGCACCCUAUCCGCCUCUAGAGGGCAUCACUGAAGACGAGCCGUGGAUCUGGCAUCCCAGUGAGGAAGAACCCGACGCAGACGACUACAGACAGACGCAGCAUGCAGAAACGUACAUCCUGGGCCUGAUCCAGCGGCGCUCGCCUCCCGCCCGACCCACUAAACCCCGCACCAGCCUUGGACCUGAUGCCCGAGCUGUGGUCCGACAGAGCAGUCUGUGCCGCAAGGAUCCGCCGUACAUCCCUGAGGAGAGACAUGCAUGCUAUCCCCGACUCGCCGGGAUCCGCUGUGGAGCUCUGGAUCCCAGCAGCAGCGAAGCCGAAUCCUAUCCGAACGCUCGCUCGGCAUCGUCCGACGAGCUGGUGAACGCGCAGUACAUCCCAGCGCAGCCGCGUCACGCUCCCACCGCUGCGCACCGAACACACGCCGCUCACAAACCCACCACCUCACAGCUCAGAGCCACGGCGAAGAAGUGCCGCUUCACAGAGGACAAGAUUGCGCAGAAGAAACCUGGAAGGAAAGCAUGUCGUGCUCAAUCCGAGAACAGCCUGCUUGGGCAAAGAGAGCGCAAAUAUAACACCAUGGAGCGCGAUGCUCAAGCCAAAACACGACGUGGCUCCGGUCACCGCCGCUGGCGCUCCACGCUAGAGCUGAGUCAGGACGAAGCAGAGACGCCUCCUGAACAGCCAGUCAGACGCUCACGCAAACCUCGGGUCUACGCCCAACCACAUCAUCAUCAUCAUCAGUUCCCACCAGACGGCUACGCGCUCCGAGAGUCAGAGUCCAGUCUGAGCGAGGCCGAGUCUCCCGGCUCCAGCUCACUCUCCAGUGACUCCGACGAGAGCGGCGGAUUGGUCUGGCCACAGCAGCUCCGCCCACAGCUGGCUCCGCCCUCUCCAUCACACCCGCCGCAGCCCAAAGCCUUCGUGAAGAUCAAGGCGUCGCACGCGCUCAAGAAGAAGAUCCUGAGGUUCAGGAGUGGAUCACUGAAAGUCAUGACCACCGUAUGAGUGACAAACGCCGGACUAAUCAGGAUGACCCUUCGCAGGGAGUUUGAUUGACAGCUGAUCUGACCAAUCAUUACGCCGAAUCUGCUUUUGUCUGACAGACAAUCCAGACAGGACUAGUAAAUUUAUGGUGGACUUGAACUUUAAAAACGUUACAUUGACAUCUUUACAUAGUUA